AUGCCCGCAUUACCUGUGACCGGACUGACAGCCAGAGGCGCGACCGCAGCAGCCCCGGAAAAAGCAACGAUCGACUUAAGACAGGAUCUCAUUACCAUCCACAAGAAGCAAGACGCCAUCCCGAUGAAAUUGAAACGGGAGAACCCCGCAUCAGAGGGGUACAUAACCUCGAAACUCGGGAACGAAGAAUGGGACGCCUCGGAAAAGGAGAUUAUGGACAAAAUAGAUCCGAUAGAAUGGCCGAACUACGAUGAACGAAGAACCUUAAGGCAACUCAUACUCGAGUACAAGGACAUCUUUAGCAAGCGACCGGGUAAACUAACUACUUACCAACACCGACUGGAGGUAAUGCCACACACUCGGUAUGCCAGCAAACCUUACCCAACACCAAUAGCCCAUAGGGAAAAAGUCACAGAGGAAAUUAAUAAAAUGUUGGAGCUCGGCAUAAUUCAACGCUCCAACAGCCCAUACGUAAACCCUCUUGUCGUGGUCCAUAAAAAGGACGGUAGCUUGCGACUCUGCUUGGACGCGAGGAGACUCAACUCGAUCCUCAUAGCGGACUCGGAGUGCAUGCAAACAAUGGAAGUCCUUUUUUAG
Orussus abietinus is the source of this 597-nucleotide messenger RNA. RefSeq lists its product as uncharacterized. NCBI's taxonomy places the organism in Eukaryota, Metazoa, Arthropoda, Insecta, Hymenoptera, Orussidae. Bases 1 to 597 code for a protein of 198 amino acids. The record is from RefSeq and is a predicted model, not a curated record. The transcript has 2 exons.